UUUUAGAUUUAGCGAGUGUCGUGAUGCCGCUGCCACUACAUAGCACAUAGAUGUACCUGUAUCUACGAUAACCUCGCAAAAGUGGGAGAAGUUAACCCACGAGGUUCAGUUUUCUUGAUUUCAAAUAUUAGAAUAUGAAAGCUUCUAUAAUUAACUUGAAAAAUGAUAACUUUGAAACAAUUAGUUAUAGAUCGGUUGAAAGGACGCAGUAAUUUUCUAAUGUCAUCAUUAUUGAGUUCGUAUCAUAUCAUUUUUAGGCAUUUAGAUCCCGCAAUAAUAGGUUUUACAAGUGUACGGCAAAAAAGUAAAAGGAAUGAAUUAAAUGUAACUUCGUUGUUUCAACCCGUUCCAAUUAAAAUUGAACGAAGCAAUACAAACGUGGGUGUUGAGCUGACUGGUGAACUAAAUAAAACUGAUGUUAAAGUAACAAUGAACUCCUUUGCAAGUAAAAAAUCGAUCAAAGACUUAGCUGCAGCACAUGGAUUAGAUAAGGAUCUCUUAAUUAAAGUUUUGAACGAUUUUCGAAAUUAUUGUGUGUCAUCGAAUUCCUUACCAACGGAUCUUCAUGUCACCUUAAAUGACAUUAUUAAAGGAGCUGCAAAUGUUACUGAUCUGUUCCCGUAUUUUUUACGUUAUGCAAAGGAAUCGUAUCCACACAUUGACUGCAUGGAUGACCUCAAGAAAAUCAGUGAUCUUCGACAUCCACCCAGUUGGUAUCCUAUGGCCAGGAGCAAAAUUAGAAAAAUAAUAUUUCAUGCUGGACCCACGAAUAGCGGCAAAACUUAUCAUGCUCUAGAAAGAUUUAUGUCUGCAAAAUCUGGUGUUUAUUGCGGUCCAUUAAAAUUAUUAGCUGCUGAAGUUUUUAAUAAAUGCAAUUCUAUGGGUACAGCUUGUGAUUUAAUAACAGGAGAAGAAAGAAGGUUUGCCAAAAAUGAAAUGUCUCCUGCCCAACACAUAGCAUGUUCUGUAGAAAUGGUGAAUGUACAAAAUAUGUAUGAAGUAGCUGUAAUUGAUGAAAUUCAGUUGUUGCGUGAUUUGUGUAGAGGUUGGGCAUGGACAAGAGCCCUUUUGGGCAUUGCUGCAGAUGAACUACAUUUAUGUGGCGAAUUUUCUGCUCUACCUAUUAUACAGUCUAUAUGUGCAACAACAGGAGAAACUGUUGAAAUUAAGAAAUAUGAACGGUUAACCGAUCUUAUAGUGGAAGACACUGCACUUAGAACGUUGACUGCUGUUGAACCAGGAGACUGUAUAGUUUGUUUCAAUAAAAAUGAUAUAUUUCAUGUGUCACAAACUCUCGAAAGAAAUGGGAAAGAAGUAGCGGUAAUAUAUGGUAGUUUGCCACCGGGCACGAAACUCGCCCAGGCUGAACGAUUUAAUGACCCGAAUGAUAAAUGUAAAAUACUAGUAGCUACUAAUGCAAUCGGAAUGGGUCUUAAUUUACAUAUCCGCCGAAUUAUAUUUUAUUCCGUUUGUCAGCUAACUGUAAAUGAAAUGGGCGAGAAGGAAGUAGAUAUAAUAUCUGUAUCGUCAGCCCUCCAAAUAGCAGGGCGCGCUGGUCGUUUUAAUACGCAAUGGCAAUGCGGCUACGUUACAACGUUUAAACCAGGAGAUCUUUUAAUAUUAAAGAAAUUAUUAAAUGAAACCCCAGAGGAUAUAAAGCAGGUUGGAUUGCAUCCAACUGCUGAUCAAAUCGAAUUAUACGCUUAUUAUCUGCCGAACACACCGCUUUCAAAUCUUAUUAAUAUAUUUAUUGCGUUAUGUCAAGUCGAUGAUUCUCUCUACUUCAUCUGCAAUUUAGAAGAUUUUAAAUUUUUGGCUGAUAUGAUACAACAUAUACCUUUAAAUCUUCGUACGAAAUAUAUAUUUUGUUGCGCCCCCGUUAAUAGAAAAAUGCCAUUUGUGUGCAAUAUGUUCUUAAAGUAUACGCGACAGUGUAGUAAAAAUGAAAAAAUAACUGCUUCUUGGUUGUGCAACCAAAUUAAAUGGCCACCAAAACCACCAGAAAAUAUUUCUGAUCUUGUGCAUUUAGAAUCAGUAUUUGAUGUAUUGGACAUUUACCUUUGGCUCAGCUAUCGAUUUAACGAUAUAUUUCCCGAUGGAAUUGAAAUUCGAAGGAUACAGAAAGAAUUGGAUAAAAUUAUUGAACAAGGAGUGAGGAGAUUGAAAAUUCUUUUCCACGUAGCAACAGACUCUACUGUACAAGAUGACCAAUCAGUUAUAGGUGAAUAUCAACCGUAUGACGAUGCCGUGUAUCCAUCCAAAUCGGGUAAAUUAACAAGCAGAUUAAUAUCCGAAGGUCUUUUAACGCCAAAAUUGUUAGAACAAUUGCAACAGGAAUGGUCAAAGAAACAAUGGAAAGAAAAUCCAAAGUAUGAUAGUUGGAAGAAAUAUAGUAACAAAAAAAUGACAACACGACAAUUUUGGAAGCGUAGGUAGAAUAUUUUGUUUCUUUUUUUCUGAAAUAAUUUGACAUAAAAUUAACAAUACAACGGAACAUCGUUUUUAUAUUUGGGCAACCCAAACGAAAAUGUAUAUCGAAUAGAGGAAUGUAAGUUAUUCAAACUAAAGAGAUUUUUUUAUGUACA
This is a messenger RNA of Megalopta genalis, 2585 nucleotides long. It is a transcript of the gene Suv3, whose product is annotated as Suv3 RNA helicase. Gene Ontology annotation, biological process: mitochondrial RNA 3'-end processing. Gene Ontology annotation, cellular component: mitochondrial degradosome. Lineage: Eukaryota; Metazoa; Arthropoda; Insecta; Hymenoptera; Halictidae. The record is from RefSeq and is a predicted model, not a curated record. Gene Ontology annotation, molecular function: ATP binding; RNA helicase activity; hydrolase activity, acting on acid anhydrides.